AUGAAUACUAUUCUUAUUAAGGGUUGGGUCAGUGGAGAUUGGGUCCCCACUAAAAACUCAUUAUGGCUUGAUUGUGAUUGUGCAACAGCAGGUCACCAACAAAGUGAGGCACCUGGAAAAUUGCAAGAGUGCCGGAAUAAUGUGAUUCAAAGUGUGCUCCAGUCUUGUGGGGCACUUCAGCAGUUGAGAGAGCUUCAGUAUCCCAAGUGUGGUAUCUUUUGCUGCAGUGUCGAGCAACGUUCCUCCCUUCUGAUUUCGGACUUGAGGAGGCCAAGAAACGUGACGAAAGUGAGUGAGGAAACAGACUUGAGUGCUCUUGUACUUGUAAUCUUCUUAUACAAUUAG
This is a messenger RNA of Prunus armeniaca (apricot), 345 nucleotides long. The record is from the annotation of a GenBank genome assembly. Lineage: Eukaryota; Viridiplantae; Streptophyta; Magnoliopsida; Rosales; Rosaceae.